Molecule: messenger RNA, 2263 nt
Organism: Helianthus annuus (common sunflower)
Lineage: Eukaryota; Viridiplantae; Streptophyta; Magnoliopsida; Asterales; Asteraceae
Product: AUGMIN subunit 8
Exons: 5
Coding region: 371-1945 (524 amino acids)
Biological process (GO): centrosome cycle; spindle assembly
Cellular component (GO): cytoplasm; centrosome; nuclear microtubule
Molecular function (GO): microtubule binding
Source: RefSeq, a predicted model, not a curated record
AAUGUCACGCAUAAAUCAAAAUAGACUAUACUUUAACACUUUACACUUUUAUACAUCCAAAAUCAAAAUCAAUCAUGCCUAUAUUUUGCAAUGAUGAUUCUUAGAAUUAAAGUAGUUGUCCUGGUGGCGCCAAAACAUUCUUCCCCAACCAACUUCACUCCAUUUAAAUUCUCUUAUUUAACUACUUAAAAUCCUAGCUUUUACCCGAAUAUCCGCUCAUCAAUUCUCCGAUCUGCCGCCGUCAGUUCACUUCCGACUUACAAUAUCAAGAUUAACAAUCCAGGAGGAAUAUAGCAUCGUCUUUACAAGAAACCGAUCCUUAGAUACGCUGGUUAUAAAGACUCGGUUGAUCAUAUGAUCAAAGGCAUCAAUGUGGUCGAAUUCGAAUAGAGUGUGUGUAAGCGAACCGAAUCAAAAGAUAGAGAAGAAUGUCGGUUCUCGGUAUAAAUCACCCACACCGAGGCGUUGUCCUUCCCCUUAUACGCCGAAAACAUGUACAAAAACGCCCCUGCCUGUUUCGACAAGACCAGUAUCCACCGAAAGAAGACGGCCCACCACACCACAAUCACCAUCACCAUCACCAUCACCAUCACAUUCACACCCGUUUACCCCGGUCCAUGAGACAUCUGUUAACACAGAACUGGCAGCCCGAAAAGUGGCAACGAGUGGUAAACUACCAGAAACGUUAUGGCCUUCAAGAACACGAACGCGUAGUCUAAGCGUUUCGUUCAUGUCGGACGCCUUUUCUCUUUGCACAAGUAAACGAGAAAAACCGCCACCUCAGGUGCUUUCUGACCGCACGCUGAAACCGUCAUCAAACGUAUCACAAAAACGAACGGCAACACCCGAGAGAAAACGAAGUCCACACAAAGGAAAGAACGCCGUCGUUCAGUCAGAAAAUCGGUUGCCUAGCAAAACCGGUUCGAAAGUGUUGACCAAAAGCAUUGACAUCCCCGAUAAGCCGAUGAAAGCUUUCAUCGCACCAAAUCGAAACGCCAGAAUACAGCUACAAAAAUCCGCAAGUGAUCCUGUAACCGUGAAGUUAGAAUUCGACAAUCUACAGAGAAUGUCGAAUCUUAUUUCGUCAACUUUAACAGCAAGAUCUCAAUCGUUACCAGCUACUGGAGUCCGGGCGUCUUCACCCAGUAAACAAUCUGGGCUGGGCCUAAAAUCAAGGCCCAUAAGCCCGGCUCCUUCUAAACGGGCUAGUCCUUCUCGCAUAAGGCCAUCUAGCCCGUUGAGACAAGCCUGCAAUUCAAACUCAAACAGAGUUUCUGUUCUUACAUUUGUUGCUGACAUUAAAAAGGGAAAAAAAGUGGCUGAUCAGAUUGAAGAUGCUCAUUAUCUACGGUUACUUUAUAACCGGAAAAUUCAGUGGCGCUAUGUUAACGCCUGUGCCGAAGCUGCCUUCAAGUUUCGGAAAUCAACAGCUCAGAAAUCUCUAUAUAACGUGUGUAGAAGUACCUCCGAACUCCACGAUUCAGUCGCUGCAAAGCGGAUUGAGCUCGAUCAGCUGAGAUUGAAGUUAAAGCUAUACGCGGGUUUAAACCAACAAAUGGCCUACCUUAAUGAAUGGGCUAAAAUCGAAAACGAGCACAGUCUUGCAUUAUCGGGUGCUAUCGAAGAUCUAAAGUCGAGCACUCUCAGACUUCCUGUAACAGGCAGUGCAACAGUAGAUGUUCAAACUGUUAAGUCGUCUCUUCGGUCAGCGCUCGAAGUAAUGCAAACGAUGGGGUCCACUAUGCAGUCUACGCUAUCUCGGUUGGAGGGACAUAACUGUUUGGCAUCUGAACUUGCUACUGUAGUGGCACAAGAAAGAGCUCUUCUUGAUGAAUGUGAAGUUCUAUUGACUUCUGCAGCUUCUUUGCAGGCAAAGGAAUACAGCCUUAGGACACAUCUAGUACAAAUGAAACAAGAGUUGACGCUUAACCUGCUCGAGCCUUGAAGCAAAGCAAUAAUGUUACUACUUAGCGAUAAAAAAGUUAUAUUGAUGAACCCGGGAUUACGCUUUUGUCAUAUCGUGUGUGAAGAAAUGUAUCGACACACACGGUGUAGGACAAGACAUGAUGAGUGUAUAGAUUUCCUAAGAAGCGGAAAAUUGUAACAUGACCAUCAAUGUCAAAGUUGCUAAUAAAUAGUGUACAUAUUACUUAGGUGACUAAAAGUUUACAAUAUCUUUCGGUCCUUAUCUUGUUGUAAUUGGUUUGUAUCGAGAGCUCGCGUCACAUCUUCUAUAUUUAACGUACGCACAUAGGUUUCUGAA